UUGAUAUAAUUAAUCAACAUCAAAAUUAACAAUUAAAACUUCGAAAGACGUCAAAUUCGGACAAGAUAAUAUUUUGUGAAAUAGUUAAGUUAGUCACAUCUUAGUCAGGCAUAUUCACUUCUAUAAAAGCUUCAGAGACAGUCAGUAGGGUGUUUGGAGUUUCUUUUCUUUUAAACACGUUGAGGUGUUGCAAAGGUGUCUAAAGUGUAAAAUCUCAAAUAAUGAGUGGUGAAUCGGUCGGGAAAUAUGCUGCCACUUCAGAAACAGUGGAAGAAGGGUCUCGUGAAAUUAAAAUCAGUUACAUAGAUAUUACGAAGGACUUAACUUUCGAUGUGGAGAAAUCUAAUACAAUCAAUGGCAACAAAGACAGCGAUUGCAAAGACAAACCACUGAAGGAUGGUGUAGAUUUUGAUGACUUAUUACCUCACAUUGGUAAUUUUGGCACGUAUCAAAGAAUUUUGUUUCUAUUAUUGGCACCGUACACGCUGUUUUAUGUGUUCGUUUAUUUUACUCAAAUAUUUAUUACGUUGGUUCCGGAUGAUUAUUGGUGCAAUGUACCGGAGUUGCUUCAUUUGGACGCGAGUGAUAGAUUAAGGCUGGCGAUACCUUUGAAUAAUGGUGAAAUGAGUCGGUGCACAAUGUACAGUGUGAAUUUCACCGAAAAAUUGCUGAACAAUAUCACCGAAGGCGAUCCAUCGUGGCCGAUACAAUCGUGCAUUUUUGGAUAUGAAUUCGAUCAUUCUGAAAUACCUUAUACAACCAUAGCAACGGAGUUGGGAUGGGUGUGUGAAAGUGAUGCCCUGCCAACCAUAGCACAGUCGGUAUUUUUUCUCGGAGCAAUCACUGGUGGGCUGUUGUUUGGAUGGAUUGCGGACCGGUUCGGGCGAGUUCCAGCACUUAUCGGAGCGAAUGUAGUGGGCGGUCUAGCCGGAAUUGGUACGGCAUUCUGUCACCAUUUCUGGUCAUUUACGUUGUGUCGCUACUUUGCUGGAUUUGCGUUCGACAAUUGCUUUACGCUGAUGUACAUUCUCGCACUUGAGUAUGUGGGCCCGAAGUGGCGUACAUUCGUGGCAAAUAUGUGUACAGCAAUAUAUUUUGGCCUAGGAUCGUUGAUUAUGCCUUGGAUUGCGUACGGGGUCAAUGAUUGGCGGAUUUUAUCGAUUGUAUUAUCAGCACCGUUGAUAUUGGCCAUAUUCACUCCGUGGAUCGUUCCUGAGUCAGCCAGGUGGCUUCUAUCACAAAAUCGCAUUGAAAAGGCAACGUCCAUAAUUCACAAAUUUGAACGAAUCAACAAGAAGACCAUCGACCCGGAUGUGUUCAAAAGCUUCAUCGAAACGUGCCAGCGAAACAUCGAAUCGCAACAGGAUCGAAACUAUUCACUGCUUGAUCUGUUUAAGACGCCAAAGCUUCGAAAGACGACACUUUUGAUGAUAGUCAUUUACAUGAGCGUGUCGUUGGUGUAUGACGGUUACAUACGCAGCAUCACGUCCAUUGGCCUGAACAUUUUCAUAGCCUUUACACUAGCGUCUGCAACGGAAUUUCCGGCAUCCUUAGCUCUAACUUUUGUUUUGGAUCGAUGGGGUCGACGAUGGCCAUUGUUUGGUUCGAUGUGUUUGUGUGCAGUGUGUAGCAUCAUUUUAUCAUUUACCGUAAAUGGAAAUGUUAUACUCGCCAUGACCUUCAUGAUUAUUGGACGAUUUCUUGUCAACUGUUCGUACAACAUUGGACAACAAGUUGCAACAGAAUACUUACCUACGGUGGUCCGAGCUCAAGGUGUCGCAUUCGUGCACAAUUUGGGAUAUGUGGCAAAUAUGAUUUCGCCAUUUGUCAUCUACUUGCAAGUGGUCCAUCAUUCGGUGCCAUUUUGGAUAUUAGUUGCGGUCGCUAUCAUCGGCGGUACGUCCAUACUCUUCUUACCGGAAACUAUGGACAGAGAAUUGCCACAAACGCUAGAGGAUGGCGAGCACUUUGGUGACGGCUUCAAAUUCUGGGACGUACCUUGCAAAUCAAAGCAACGAAAGAAAUCAAAAGACGAACAAUAGAGCAGAAACAGCAAUGAUUUGGAAUGUUCGUUGGUUCGAUUGGUUUUAGCAAAAUCAUUUACGAUUCUAUGAACUCCAAAUGGGACUGUAAUAGGGAAAGGUGGAAGGACUAUCACCUUGAAGCGGACAUAACACGUAGGAGAAGUUAGUUUUUUGGUUGUUGUGUUACAUUGUUCUUGGUAGUGUAGUCGGUUAUCAUGCACCUAAUGUAAGUCAAUUCUCUUGCAAUAAAGUUCA
Bradysia coprophila is the source of this 2279-nucleotide messenger RNA. Its product is annotated as organic cation transporter protein-like. Gene Ontology annotation, molecular function: transmembrane transporter activity. Gene Ontology annotation, cellular component: membrane. Gene Ontology annotation, biological process: transmembrane transport. The record is from RefSeq and is a predicted model, not a curated record. NCBI's taxonomy places the organism in Eukaryota, Metazoa, Arthropoda, Insecta, Diptera, Sciaridae.